This is a messenger RNA of Symbiodinium sp. CCMP2592, 1902 nucleotides long. The record is from the annotation of a GenBank genome assembly. Lineage: Eukaryota; Dinophyceae; Suessiales; Symbiodiniaceae.
AUGGAGCAGCUGUCUCGGAACUACCAAGACCUUUUUCAGUUGUUCCCUGCUGAUGUUCGAAAGGGGUACCUGGAAAGUGCUGUGACACAAGCCAUCCAGCAAGCCAGCUGGACCGUUGUUGCCGACUUUUUGCAGGCGGAGAACCUUGGAAGCCUUUACGAACCGCAGAAGGCGCUGGAAAUUGCACAGGCGACGCUGGAGAGCUUGAUCGGACAAGUUCUGGACAAGCACGAAGCAGCUGGCGGCGACGGCAUGGUGGAAGCAGCUGCUGCCGAGCUUAGUGAGGCGCUGUCCGUAGUCUGUCGGCUUGGUAUGUUCGAGAGCAUUCGAGAGCCAAUUCAUGCCGUGAAGCUUGUCGUAAGUGUCUCCGACGAAAGCCAGAUCAUGGAGAUGCAGCAGGCUCUGACUGCAGUUCUUGGUGGCAUUGACACGCCUGUGUUGAGGGCAGCUCACCACGGAAUCGGGGAGCGUCUGCAAAAGCGCUGCCAGGACAAGGUGGCCCAGCUGACAGCACAGUCUGAUGCAGCAGAAGCUUUGCGUUCAGCUGAGAGAUUUUUCAAGGAGGUCUCCGAAGAGGAAGUGUUGGUCCUCUACCUGGCAAAAGAAGACAUUUCAGCUCCGCCCGAAACCGUCGCAAAGUUCAAGCAGAUCCUGUCGGAAAUCAACGAUGCUUCGAAUCGCUUGGCUGAAGCUUUGAAGGUGGCCGGUGCAGGGACCAAAACAGCCGCUGUGGAAGUCUUUGAGACCUUCGUGGCUACCUUGUGCUCCCGGGCUGUUGAAGGGCUGACCUUGCAGUUUAGCAAGGUCAUCCCUACUUUCGGCAACGAUUCCACCGUGGACAUUUGCGUUGCCACUUUCCUCAAUUCUAUGAGCAGUCACAGGGACGUCAUGACGAUGCUUGCUGGUGACGGUGUGCAGAAGCUGUUGGACGAGAUCAAAGCUACGGUUGUGAAUGAAGUGGACCCACAGGUCACAAACGUUCUGGCCAAGUCCAACACGUUGCAGCAGCUGGUGCAGCUCGUAUCUUCAACGCUGCAGCUGAUGGCCCAGACUGGUGGCGGCGGCAAGAGUUUUCGAGUGUGGCAGAGAGAACUGUCGAACAGUAUCCCAGCUUGGGACCGAAAAAGCUUUUGCAGUUGCCUGGAAACCUUCUGCAAUGCCUGUGCAAAGGUGGACGAACCUUUCCAUGCUAAUAUCGCUGCUCUCGAGGUUGACGGCGCAGAGGACUUCCUGGCCCUGUUGUUGACCACCGUGGACAAAUCACUGCCUGAGCUGUGGCAGAACGCAAAAGUGGAGUUCCAAGUCAAGCUGAUCCAAUCCGCAGAGGCCUUCGCCUCUUACCAGAGCCGCUUCUUGCCGUCACCACAGCGAGUUAACAAGGACUUGUGGCAAAAGCUUGCAGAGCUUCCGGGCCCCAACCACGAGUACCAGGUUCUGACCAAGAUGAGCCCCAUCCUGAAGAUCAGCGCUGACGUCAUGCAGCGUUUGCAGCAGGACUUUGAGUACAACUCGCUGCGAAGCUGCGUGGUGGAAUUCAUCCACUUGCAGCUCAGCAAUGACGAGCCUGACUUGCAGUUGCUCUGUGCUUCAGCAGACAAGGCGACGCAGAAGCUCAAGGAGAGCGGCAGGCAUCAGGAAAAAGAGCUUCUCGACUUCUUCUCCGAGUACAUGCUGGGGCCCAUUUUCGUUGUCAUGGAGAAGACCCUCUGUGCCAUAUUGGAGGAAGCAGUGAAAGCAAUCCCCAACCAGUUUGAGAAGCUCAUUGAAAACCGCAACAUUGUGGCCAUUAAGACCACGUUGUUUCAAAAGGCAACGCACAUCAAGGCCAGUGGUCUCUUGCAGGAUUUGCCUUGGAUUUGGAGGUUCUUCAAGACCGUGAUAAGUUUUAGCUCUUCGCUGUAG